UUUUCUCUAGCUAGGGUGUCACAUUCUUGAGAAUGCUACAUAGUAUCUGCCCUAAGCCCCUAGAUGAAUCCCAAGUUGCUAAAGCUUGAAGAGGAUGCCCAUAUUAUGAUGGCAUGACAUUAUAUAUACAAGUGGCUAUUUUUUUUAAGGAAGGAAAGGGAAGGAGGGGGUUUUGUUAUUUUGGUUUCUUGAUUCUAAAAAGAGCGGGCUCAAACUUGAACUAAAAAGACUCUCAAAUCCAUUUUUUUAAAAAAAAAAGAAAGAAAGAGAAAAACCCUCUUUUCUUGUUGUCAAAAUAUCAGAAUCAUCAACUCUUGAGUCUUAGAAUUUGAAAAAAAAAAAGAGAAAAGAAAAUGGAAUUGGAUGACGACGACUGGGGUUUAAGCGCUGAAGAAUUUGAUUCCCUUGAAAGAGACGCUCUCCUGAAGAUAGCAUCUCAACAACAACAACAGCAACAACAGCAACAGCAACAGCAACCUUCUGCUUCUUCUUCUUUUAAUCAACAACAAAACCAGCAAUUACAUUUUAGCAACAAACCCAUCUUUAAUUCUCCUUCAAAAAAGGUUGAUCCUUUGCCUGAUGGCUUGCCCAAAUCAUCGCCGGUAUCAAAACCAAAACCUGUUGAAAGUUCCAAGGCAUUACCAAAGCUCUCUGUCAAGUUUAUUCUUCAUGCUACUGGAAACAUUGCCGCUAAAUUUUUAUACGACCCUGUACUAGUAGGGGCUCUCCGCAAGGUCCCCAAAGCCAAUUGGAAUGCAAAAGAAAGGUUGUGGAUUUUCCCAGUAUCUUCUUUGUUGUCAGCAGAAAAAGUUCUUAGUGAAAUAUCUGGCUUUAAUGUUGAGGUAGAAAAGUUAGACACCUUGGUGCAACGUGCUAUUGCUGCUGCUUCUGUUGCUCCAGAUCUUCGAGACUGGUAUGACAGGAUACCAGACCAUAUUGAAUCAAAGCUUAUGCCUUUUCAGCGGGAUGGUGUUAGGUUUGUUUUACAACAUGGUGGGCGCGCACUCCUAGCAGAUGAAAUGGGACUGGGAAAGACUUUACAGGCUAUUGCUGUAGCAGCAUGUGUUCGUAAUUCCUGGCCUGUUCUAAUACUUGCACCCUCUUCCUUGCGUUUGCAUUGGGCUUCAACGAUUCACCAAUGGCUUGAUAUUCCUUCAUCAGAUAUACUUGUUGUUUUAUCGCAAUCGAGUGGAUCUAACAGAGCUGGAUUCAAUAUUGUAUCAAGUUCUAGGAGCACUAUUCGCCUUGAUGGCUUAUUUAACAUCAUCUCUUAUGAUGCAGUCCCUAAGUUGCAGAACAAAUUAAUGACAUCAGAGUUUAAGGUUGUGAUUGCAGACGAGUCACACUUCCUGAAAAAUGCUCAAGCAAAGAGGACAACUGCCUCGCUUCCAGUUAUAAAGAAAGCUCAAUAUGCAAUAUUGCUCAGUGGAACCCCUGCUUUAUCCAGACCCAUAGAGCUUUUUAAGCAGUUGGAAGCCUUGUAUCCUGAUGUAUACAAGAAUGUUCAUGAAUAUGGUAACCGGUAUUGCAAGGGGGGAAUAUUUGGAGUUUAUCAAGGUGCAAGUAACCAUGAAGAAUUGCACAACUUAAUCAAGGCAACAGUGAUGAUACGCAGGCUUAAAAAGGAUGUCCUUUCUGAGCUUCCUGUGAAACGACGACAACAGGUAUUCCUUGAUUUGCCUGAAAAGGACAUGAAACAAAUCAAUACUUUAUUCCGUGAGUUGGAGGUGGUAAAAGGAAAAAUUAAGGCUUGUGCAUCAGAUGAAGAGGUUGAAUCACUGAAAUUCACAGAGAAGAAUCUUAUUAACAAGAUAUAUACUGAUUCUGCUGAAGCCAAGAUAUCUGGAGUUCUAGAUUAUCUGGGAACUGUCAUUGAGGCAGGAUGCAAGUUUCUGAUUUUUGCUCACCAUCAAUCCAUGAUUGAUUCAAUACAUGAGUUUCUUCUUAAAAAAAAAGUGGGCUGCAUCCGAAUUGAUGGCAAAACCGCUGCAGCUUCAAGGCAAGCAUUGGUAACUGAUUUUCAGGAAAAGGAUGCUAUCAAGGCAGCAGUGAUUUUUUCGGAAGAGUAUUGGGUAAGAUUAGCAUUACUCUUGAUACUAUGUUUCAAAUUGACUGAAUUUUGGUGCAAGUUGUGCGUUGAGUUGUUAUGGUUUAUCUGUGAAAAUGUAUUUGUGAAGCUAUCUAUUAGAGCUGGAGGUGUUGGGUUAACUUUAACAGCUGCAAGCACUGUUAUUUUUGCGGAAUUGUCUUGGACACCAGGUGACCUAAUUCAAGCGGAAGACCGUGCUCACAGGAUUGGUCAGGUUUCUUCAGUCAAUAUAUACUACCUGCUAGCAAAUGACACAGUUGAUGACAUCAUUUGGGAUGUUGUUCAAAGCAAAUUGGAAAAUUUGGGACAGAUGCUCGAUGGGCAAGAGAAAACCUUGGAAGUUUCAGCCAGCCAGCAGAGAAGCAGCCCUGCGAAGCAGAGAACACUAGACACUUACAUGAAGCGAUGUAGCAAUUUGGAUGACUCUGAACAUCAGCCUAAGCUCAAAUACCCCAGGCACUGAAUGACUUGCAAUGGAGAAUGGAAGUGUAUUUAUACAUGCACAUGCAUUGUUUGCUGUAUGCAAUGGUGUUGCUAUCAUAUUGCAGGUUGUUUCCCCAGUCCUCUCUGCGCAAGUGGGAUUAUUAGUCAAUUGGUGCAUGUCAGCACUCAUACGAGAACGACCCUUGAAUUAAAACAAUCAAAUUGCAGACUGCUACACUGAUAUAGGCUUGUAAAUGGUUGUGUAAUGAUAUUCAUUUGUAUAGCAACCACUGCUGGAAAUCGCUGUUUUUUUACUAGUUUUUGGAA
Messenger RNA from Populus trichocarpa (black cottonwood), 2839 nucleotides. RefSeq lists its product as uncharacterized. Lineage: Eukaryota; Viridiplantae; Streptophyta; Magnoliopsida; Malpighiales; Salicaceae. The coding region runs from base 354 to 2552 and encodes 732 amino acids. The record is from RefSeq and is a predicted model, not a curated record. Gene Ontology annotation, cellular component: nuclear replication fork. Gene Ontology annotation, molecular function: ATP binding; ATP-dependent chromatin remodeler activity. The transcript has 24 exons. Gene Ontology annotation, biological process: replication fork processing; DNA repair.